Molecule: messenger RNA, 1552 nt
Organism: Drosophila albomicans
Lineage: Eukaryota; Metazoa; Arthropoda; Insecta; Diptera; Drosophilidae
Product: zinc metalloprotease ZmpB
Exons: 1
Coding region: 135-1058 (307 amino acids)
Source: RefSeq, a predicted model, not a curated record
AAACAUCACACGAUCAAAAACAAACUGAACAACAACAAACUGUACAACAACAACAAGAUCAAGAGCAUUCACAACAACUAGUGGAAGCUACAAAAGACAACGCAGCGGAUCAGACAGACGACAGUCUAGCCACCAUGCCGGAGCUGAAAGUACUCGCCGGGCCCGUGCAGCCCGUUAAGAUUGAAACCGUUGAGCAGCCACACGAUGAAUCCGACUUGUCGGUGGUCAAAAAGAAGUCACCGCAUCUCAAGAAACUGGUGCGCAAAAGUUCCAUUGACAAGGGCAAGGAAAAGGUACCAAGUGAUCCGAGUAACAACAAGCUGAACAACAUACUCAAGGAUAAAAACAAGAUCAGCAAUCUAACCGAUAGACUCGCGAAGCUAACGCCGCCUAAAAAACAAACCAAGCCCAAGGAACAGUCGUCAACAACAGUUGCAGACUCCACACAAGAACAACAGGAGAAUGUUGAAAUUCCCGAGCAAAAAGUAGAAAACGAAGUGGAAGCCGAAGCGGAGCCGGAACCGGAACCAGAGCCAGUUGUUGAACCCGCGCCUAAGCCAAAGAAACCGCGACAGAUCAAAAAGAAAGUGAUCAUCAAGCGACAGCAGCGACGUCUCUCCAUCGGCGACACAUUCUUCAUACAACAGGAACCCGAGGAGCCCAAGGUGCCCGAAAUCGAGACCAUCGAGAAGGCAAUUGCCUAUGUGACCGACGACGAAGAGGAUCUUGAACCGCUGCCAGAACAAGAGCCAGCCAAGCCACUGAAAUCCUGCCUACAUGUGCGUGAAUAUAAGAUUGGUGAUUUGAUACUCUAUGCGGAGCGUUAUCGUAAGACCCAAGUGCGCUGGAAACGUGGACGUGUUUUGGAGCGCAUCACGAGCAUUUCGUAUAAGCUUGAGAUCGAGGGCAAGGAAGUGCCGGCCCACAUCAGCUACAUUAAGAAGUACACGGGUCGCAAGGUCAAAUUCGUGGGCAAAGAAUAUCUAGACAUUGACUACGAGCAAGUAGUUGAGGAGGAGCGACGUGCACGCAGCUACAGCAUAUGGAAUAUGGUCUAAAAUAAAAACGGACUCAACUUUAAUCUGGAAAGUGUCUCCUCUGUGUACCCAAGAGAAAUGUGAUCGUCGCCCUUGAGUGGAAUUAAAGAGUUCCAUUGGUAAAAUGUGAAUUUUUUAAGGAUCUCGAAUAAUGACAUUCAGUUAUUGUAUAGUGUUUGUCUCUAUAGCUAGUUAGUUACUAUAUAACAGAUUAUAUAGUUGUACCACCUAAUUUAUGAUUACCAAAUCUGUGUAGUUUAGUUAUCCUAGUGUUUAGAUAUAUGUAUAUAUUAGCUGUAUGUAUGUAUGUACUUUGUAAAAUUAUUCCAAAGAAUUCAGCAACUCGCUCGUUUUCGCUAAACACACAAAAUAAUGAGAACGAACUGUCGUUGCUCGCUGCUAAAGUGACGAGUAGAAGAAGUAACGAAUUUGUUAUAAAAUUUCACGUUGCCUUUCGUUUUAACAGUUUAGUUUACAUUCUAAGCAAAUUAAUUGUUAAAUAAAGAUUUGAAAAU